UCUAACAAGAGUUUUCUUCUCACAUUACCAUCGGGUUAGCUGUCCUAUACUGCGGACUGGAGACACUGCGUUACUGCUCAAUGUUUCAUGGACGGUUUGAAUAGAUUAUCUCUAACGGAAUACUUGAGAGCCAGGAAUUUAGCCUACGGUUCGCUGCCUGUUCUGUAGUGCUGCUGUUUCAAUGGGCUAUCGGCUAUCUAUUCACCGUGAGUAGGCUGAACGCGAUACGCUGUCUUGUUGCAUAGCCUACUUUUGUAAAGAAGGUAUGAGUUUGUUAGAAUGAAUUGCGCUUUUGGUAUUAUGUCAUGUAGUCUGGGGUGUUUUUAGAACUAUGAAUGACCCCCGUGACAAGGAUUUAAUACCGAUAUCUCGGAAACACCGAUUCAUGGCUGCAAUAAUGCCCGGGGACGAGAGCCCAUCGCAUGGCAACACUUCCAGGGCUGAUCGGAAUGGGAUAGGAUUGGUUCACUGUUUUAUUUGUGGAAGCGGCGUUUCGCCCGGAAAAGAAUUGAGAUUACAAGUGAAAUAUCCGAAAGAGAAUGGUCCGUUUUUCCCGUUUUUACAAAACCAAGAGCCAGCGCCAGGGGCAUGUGAAGUCAGCCCGGAUGGACACGCUACGGUGUGCGCCGUGUGCCACUGUUUUCUGGGGGAGCAGUGGAACUCAUUCGAGCGGACUAGGACACCCAUAGAGAAGCGUAUGUACUGGCUGAAGAGGCCGUACCAGUGCGACUCUCGGCGUAUACCACAGGAGUGGAACAUCUCCUAUGACCUGGAGAGGAGAAUCAGUGUCAGCAGCCAGAAUUACGACGGGAACGAGUCAGAUUUCUCCUCUUUCUCGGAAAACGAGAACAUGUCAGACCAAGAACUGGAUUUAGUAGACCGCGCCGGUGUGAGCAAGGAGAAGUACAAAACAUCUGCCAACAGCAGCAAAACUCCCAGAGACGGUGGCAGGAAGAACAACAACAGUGUUAUCAGUGUUAAAAACAGCCCUGACUCUCAACGGGCUAUCCGCUAUCCGGUUGGUGUCUACCAGGCACAGGACUCGCCGAAAUCGGAUAGUGCCAUGCCGCCCAGGCGCGGUGCUAAAAUUAUGAAUCAUGUCUCUCAAUCAUCAGUAUCUCUGUCCCAAGAGAUUGUGUCCCAGAGAUACUAUGACAGCUCUCACGUCGACACACCUGUGCAGGACAACGGGAUCAUUAUGCGCAACAGGCAGUGGCUAGCGGAGGGGAAUGUCAGACACGCUGACCCGCGCCCUCUCCAACGCGCUGCUGACAGCAGCUGUAGUUUAACCAGGCAUCCCUCCCUCAUAUUCCACCAGAAAGGAGAGGAUCUCGCUGACGCUGCCGACGUGCUAUCACCCAUUGGCACCACUGUCACCUCUAGGCGCGACGCAGCAGCACCUAGAGAAAGUGUUCCGGGUAGGUUUACAGCCUCUGACAACUCUGACAACGACCAUGAGAUCAAUAUUACCAGUGACGACGACCGCGAGUUGUUUGAAGCAGCUGGCAGCAGCAGAGAGAGGGUAUUGGCCCUGCUGAGACCACCCAGGGACGCUGCCGGGAGGGUCAUUGCCAUGCCCCAGAGUGGCGCCAGUGGUGGUGCCAACAGGAGUACCAGUCCCGAGGAGUGUGUGUGUUACAUCUGUGGCAGCGGGAUGUGGCAGGGCGGGAGGUUCCGUGUGUCUGUGCAGAAGCAGGAGAGGGCAGCCAGCGAGCCCUUCUUCCCCUUCCUGUGGUUACACAGCCCUCCCCCUGGCGCCAUGCCCCUCACCCCGGGGGGCACCACCCUGGUCUGUGCCAGCUGCCACACCUCCCUCAUGCAGCAGUGGCAGGGCUUCCAGCUGGCUGACGUGCCCGUUCUCCAGCGCCUCUACGUGGUCCCCCUCAACCAGGGCUCCUCCACACCUGCACCAGCCUCGGGCCACCCUCCCUACCUCACUCCCCAGGAAAGGCACCCCUCAGAGCCCCCGGACCGCCUACCUAAGUCUCAGGCUUCAUGUGAGGCCUGUUUCCUCUGUGGCCAGGAGUGCGGGCGGGAUGUGAGGGUGGCAUAUGCACGGGCCGGCGUGGGCAAAGCCCGCGGUGCCAUGUAUUUCCCCUUCAUCAACCUGCUGCCGUGCCCGCCUGGUGCCCAGGGAGUGAGGAACGGCCGGGUGCACUGCUGUCCUCCAUGCUACACCAUCCUGGAGGAGAUCUGGGGGGCGUACCGCCUCAGCCUCAGUGAGGACCUCAUCACCUCUGUCACCUCCUUCCUAGGGAGGUACCACGCAGCGCUGGCCACGGGGGGAGCCGGACUGGCCCAUUCCCAAAAGGGGGUGUCCUCCUCUUCCUCUGGCCAUGGUGCGUCUGUAUCAGUGUGUUACCUGUGUGGGGCAGAGCUAGGGGUCGGGGGGGAGUUCCAACUCCAUGUCAACCCUCCCGGGCGCUGUGGAGAGAGAGAGCCCUUCUUUCCCUUCCUCACCAUCCACCCCCCCGCUCCCCGCGCCAAACCUGCCGACGCCACCGGCCUGGUGUCAGCCUGUGCCCUCUGCUAUCACGACCUGCAUGCCCAGUGGGCUCAACAUGAGAGCCAGGGUUCUGCCACCUCCAGCUCUACAGCCCCAGGCCCAGCCUCCUCCACCCCCCAGCCGGCCAGCUCUCCCUGGGCCAGACAGUACAGCUGCGAGGCCUUUGUGUGUUUCUUCUGCAGACAGGAGCAGAGGCGUCAGGGGGGGCUGUGUGCGGUCACAGUGGCCAGGCUCCCUGUGUUCCUGUACGCCCCACGCGGGCGCCGCACCCUUCUCGUGGAUGAUGGGAGGAAGCUGGUGAUUGGCUCGUGUGUUGAAUGUAAGUCCAUGGUGCUGGCGGGACAGAGCAUGCAGCAGGAGAGAGACAGGGACGGGGAGGGACAGGGAGACGGGAGGACAGAGUCACCUCCCCCUACAUCACGCCUCAGACACAAGACAUCCAGCGUGAUUGAGGGCGUGGCCAGAGUCAGCAAGGAGGCUGAUUCUUCCUUACAUACAUCAGCAGUGAGCGAAUCACAAUCAACGGAACCUGGGGUUGGCCACACCCCUUCUCUACCCCCCACCCUGGAGCCAGAGAGAGGAGACCACCCACCUUCCAGCAUGAGCCAUGAGCCAAAGUCACCUUCCUUAGGAAUGAUAUCCACGGCAACUCGCACCACGGCGACGGUCAGCCCCCUCACCCCGUCGUCCCUUAACGGAUCUAUCGUAGCCAAUGGGAGCCCGGCGGCCCAGUCCGCACACUCUGGAUUCGCCGCCGCCCUCCGUAAACUGGCCAAACAGGCCGAGGAUCCUCGAGCUGGCUCGUCCAUCAGUAGUGAGUCGUCUCCGGUCUCGUCCCCAGCCACUAACCACAGUUCUCCGGUGAGCACACCCAAGAGAGGCCCCCUGGGCCCAGGGCCUGUCCUGGUGCCACCUGGGGGCCACAGUGUGCCAAGCACCCCGCCCGUCGUCACCAUUGCCCCCACCAAGACCAGCAACGGCCUCUGGAGGAGCGAGGCACGCCAGACUGACUCGGGCCCUCGUGGGGUCAGUAGGGAGCGUCUGGGAGCAGAGGCGCCCCACCAGCAGGAGAAAGGUGGCCCCUCAGUCCCUGCUCACCUCAUAGGAAACCCCUAUGCCUUUGGCCUGAGCCCCGGUGCUGUCAUGCAGGACGCACGCUUCCAGCCCCUCAAUCUGCCCAGGCAGCUGCCCCAUGGAGUGCCCCCUGGUGGUGUACCAGAGGAGUACCUGCGGGGGUUCCGCCCCUACGCCACGGCCGAGGACCUCCGCAUGCCUUCUGGACUGCCCCUGGGCCUGGACCCCGCCACCGCCGCCGCAGCCGCCGCCUACUACCAUCCCUCCUACCUGCCACAUCCCUCCUUCGCCCCCUACAGGAUGGAUGAUCCGUUCUGUCUAUCAGCUCUGAGGUCACCGUUCUACCAGCUCCAAGGAGGGGGAGGCCUUCCCCCCCUGCACCCCUCUGCUGUCCACAUGCACCUGCAGGGGGUCCGCUACCCUGGGGACCUCACACACGCCUCACUGUCCGCUCUGCAGUCUGAGAGACUGUCUGAAAGGCUCCAGAUGGAAGAUGAGCUCCGACAGCGAGAGAGGGAGCGCGAGCGUGAACGAGAGCGCGAGAAAGAGAGGGAGCGUGAGGCGGAGCGAGAGAAGGAGCGGGAGAGAGAAAGAGAGAGGGAGCGAGAAAGAGAGAAGGAGCUGGAGCGGGAGAGAGAGCGUGAGCGGGAGAGGGAGCGGGAGAGAGAGAAGGAGCGAGAGAGAGAGAGGGAGAUGGAGAGGCAGAAGGAGAGGCAGAAGGAGAGAGUGAUGAGAGAGAAGGAGCUACAGUCCAAGGCGAUGGAGAGUCACUACCUGGCUGAGCUCCAUGCCAUGAGAGGACAGGAGGACAGAACCAAGCCUGAGAGACUCACCCCCAACCGGUCAGACAAAACCAAAGAGCCCACCCUCCAAGCUCCUAAGCCAAUGCCACCAGGCCUCCACUCCUCCCUGAGCCAAUCACAUCACAGCGUUCCCGGCCUGGUCUCUGCCCAUGGCCUCUACCUGGGGCCCGGCGGCGUGGGGGCGGGUCUCACCGCCGCCAUGAUGCUCCAGCGGACCAAUGAGGAAGAGCGCUGGUUGGCGCGGCAACGGAUGCUUCGCCAGGAGAAGGAGGAUCGUCAGUACCAGGUGUCAGAGUUCAGACAGCAGGUCUUAGAGCAACACCUGGACUUGGGACGACCUGGGGAGGGAGGAGAGCUACGCUCCGACACACACAGGUCCAUACCAAAUCACCACGAGCCGGGUGGCCGCGACAUCCACCCCCACCUGGGCGCCCCUCCUCCUCUCAUCUCCCCAAACCCCUCCAGUCCCCGACCACCCCCACCCCCUCCCCCCACCACCCUGUGGAACCCUGCCUCCCUCAUCGAUACCGCCUCAGACUCACGACGCACCACCCACCACGACCCACCGGGCUUGGGCCACUACGACCUCAGCCGCUUGCCUCCCAAACUGGAGGAUGGGCUCCGGAGGGGCAGGGACCGGGACGGGGGCCUGGAGAAGUACCACCCCCAUCUCCGAGGCCCCCCGGGGCUGCCUGAGCCCAGCACCUUCCUGGCAGAGCUGGAGAAAUCCACCCAGACCUUCUUCAGCCAGCAGAGGGCCUCGCUGUCCCUGCCCAGCCAGUACGGAGAGCUGGGGGGAGGGAUGAAGAGCAGCGGGGCCCUGAAGAGCCUCCAGGGGCCCCCAGGAAUGGGGAGACAAAGCCAGGCCCAGCGACACAGUCUGGGACAGGGAAUGGGGCCUGAGUCUGGCCUAAUGUAUGAUGAGUUUCUCCAGCAGCACCGUAGGCCUGUCAGUAAACUGGACCUGGAGGAGAGGAGGAGGAGAGAGGCCAGGGAAAAAGGUUACUACUAUGAGCUGGAUGACUCGUAUGAUGAGAGUGAUGAGGAGGAGGUCAGGGCCCACCUCAGGAGGGUAGCAGGGCAGCCCCCUCUCAAACUGGACGACUCCACAGAGAAAGUGGACUUCCUGUGUGUGUUUGGUCUGACCACGGUGUCACGACGUGACCACCUGGUGCAGCAGAAGAGGAGGAAGAGGAGGAGGAUGCUGAGGGAGCGCAGCCCCUCGCCCCCGGCUGUUCUGUCCAAACGCACCCCUCCUCCCCCUGCCCCCCUCAGCACCCACUUCACCCCAGAGGAGAUGGACAGAGCCCCCGAACUGGAAGACAAGAAACGCUUCCUCACCAUGUUCAGCCUGUCCCAUGUCUCUGUACAGCAGAGGAGAGAUAAUGAGACAGUGGUAGAGUUGCUUCAGGCCAUUAAACAGAAGAGCGUAACCUUGGAUACCAUUAGACAUGCCCGUCACCCCCUAUGUAAGACCCCCCCAGCACAGAACUCAGAUCCUGCCUCAGCGCUUUCCAGCGAAUCAGAUGAGCCAUUCAGUGUCAGUCCCUCCUCCCCCGGCGGACUCCUGGGGCAGCCUAAACCCCCCUCCUCCUCUGACGCACUGAGACCAAAGGACCCCCCUCCUCCGCUCCCCUACUCGGAAAAGACCCGUGGGCUCCCUGAGUGCCCCCCCUCCAAGAGGAGCUCGUCAUCCAGCCUGCUGAAUAGCCUGCGCCCCCCCGUGCAGCCUAAAGAUGCUCCCCCCAGCCUGAACGGCCGGACCAAGCCCUGGGAGAGCUUUACUGCUGAAGAGUUUGCCCAGCAGUUCCACGAGUCCGUCCUCCAGUCCACACAGAAAGCCCUGCAGAAGCACAAAGGUGGAGCCACAGUGAUCUCAGCGCCCUCUCACCUCCAGGACUCCUCAGUGCACUACAACAUUCCAGAGCUGCAGAGCGCCCCCAGCCGGCCGCCCCCGCCACACACACACCCUCACACACACCCGCACUCACACCCGCACCCCCAGCCCAAUGGGCAGCACUGUCCCCCGCACCCCCACCGUGAGCCCCCAGGAGUGAGGGAGGAGCAGUCUGCACCAGAGGACUCAGAAGAAGAGGAGGAAGAGGAGGAAGAGGAGGCCCCAGUACCCAGGUGGCAGGGGAUUGAAGCGAUCUUUGAAGCCUAUCAGGAAUACAUUGAAGAGCAAGGUGUGGAGCGCCAGGUGCUGCAGAGCCAGUGUCGGAGACUGGAGAACCAGCACUACAACCUGAGCCUGACAGCAGAGCAGCUCUCCCACAGCAUGGGGGAGUUGAUGUCUCAGAGACAGAAGCUGGCGGUGGAGAGGGAGAAGUUACAGGCCGAGUUGGAGCACUUCAGGAAGUGUCUGACGCUGCCGCAGCCCCACUGGGGCAGGGGAGGGCACUAUAAGGGUUACCCCCCCAGGUGACAGCUCCACUGAUCCCCAGGCCCGGCCCCAUCCCUCCCUGCCCAAACAGAGUUUAUUUUUAUGACCCAGCCUGGAUCUGGACCCGGAUGGACAGCUCCACAGGAGAGAGGGAUGGACAGCUCCACAGGAGAGAGGGAUGGACAGCUCCACAGGAGAGAGGGAUGGACAGCUCCACAGGAGAGAGGGAUGGACAGCUCCACAGGAGAGGGAUAAAGGAUUAAUUGAUAGAUGGAUGGGGCAGCAGGGCCAAGCAGUGAAGCACUGACUGGGGCUGCUGCCAGCCUGCCAGGGACGGUGCCACCAGCCAGUGGUCUGUGCUGACCCUGGGGUCAGAGGGUGCAACGGGCACGUCACACAUGGGGCAAAGCUCUAGGACGGUAUGGUCAACACACACACAAACAUACAAAGAGGCACACGCUCACACCAUUCUCUUCAGCAGGCACCAGUUACUCUCUUACAUUGCUGUCCCAGACCCAUCCUAGGCUCCCCUCACAGCCACGCCCACACGGACAAUCCUGCAAUCGGAGAGCAGCUCAGCCCUGGAAUGGGUGUGGUCACGUGACAGAGCGCCAUCUACCACCAAUCCAAUGCCCCUACCUCUGGCCAAUCGGACAGGACUGAACCUCCCAGCAUCUCUCCUGGUGGCAGGUCAGGCCAGCUUUCAAACUUGAAAUGCACUUAAAGAGAAAGACCUGAAGAACUGCCUGGUGGUACUGUGUUACGACAAAGAACUGUUCAAAUUAGGGAAGAACUUACAAAAUGCACAUUUUGGCAUGAAUAAAGGAAAUGUUUUAUUUCGAGAUGAGAAUAAGAAUUUAAAAGGUGCUUCAGCCUUGUAUUGUAAAUACUAUUAUGCCGAAAAAUAAUUUUGUAUGUUUUUAUUACUUUAAUCAUUGUUCUUUUAAGAAGAAGAAAAUAAGCCUGCCAUUUUUUUAUAUGUUCAUGCUUUUUUGGGUGAAACAGAAAGCUUUGCUUUUAGUGUUUGUUCUGCUGCUGGUCAGGACUGCCCUGUUCAGAGGUGUAGAUGGAAGGAGAAAAGGAGAGAGAACAUGCUCUUCUCCUCUCCCCCUUUGACCCAGCCAUGUGUGCUGCAGUAGCAGCAGCCUGAGCUCCAGCCACAGCCCUCCCUCCCCUGGCCUCCAGGCCCCGUAAGGCUCACUGAGAUGGGGUUAAGACCUAACUCCAGGCCCCACAGGCCUCCCAGAUCCAUGCACUCCAUCAGAACACCAGCCCCACAUAGAACCCCUCCUGUCAGGAACAGCAUAUUUUACCAAUCCCCUGUGUGAGUAGUUACCCAUGGGAAAGAGUGAGUGACAGCUACAGUUACAAUGUCAUUCUUUAUUUCUCUCUCUCUCUCUCUCUCUCUCUCUCUCUCUCUCUCUCUCUCUCUCUCUCUCUCUCUCUCUCUCUCUCUCUCAUAUAUAUAUAUUCCCCUUCAGCCCUAGUCCAGGGAUGAGCCCUUAGUAGAACUGUUGUCUGGUAACUAGACCCAUCUCUCUGGACCUUAUCAUUAAGCACAAGGGACACAACACCCAUUAUAAUGAGACAUUCAUAUCAUCACUAAACCCAGAGAGAGGAAACAAUGCAGACAGUACCAUGUGACAAUGCACCGAGGGAGAUCUUGCGAGAUUCUUCUCCUUUGUGUUUGUCAUAAAAGGAAAUAGUGCCAAAAAGUAGCCCUCCCUCUCACAAAAUAUCAUGAGGCUUUUUUAAACCUCAAAAUAGAGUAAUUAAGCGAACUCCCUGAAUUUAAAUGGCCAACCCACUUCAAAACUUGUUAUAUUACUACAUUGAUCCCACUUAUUAUAAAUGUCAAAGCCCUUGCCAACAAUUGGAUAAUGGACGAUUGUUUUCUCCACUUGAGGGCCCUCAAAUCCAAAGUCUAUUAAAGGUUCUCUUUUGCCAAGUAUAUGAAUCAUUGUCCUGCUCUGCACUGUGCAUCUAUAGUGUGUGUUUUCAUGCCUACAUCAGUCCACCUUGCUGCUGGCCAUAGCUGUCUCCUGUGCCUCAGUACCUCUGUUCCCCAGUCUCUCUAUUCCCCUACCUUCCUUCUGUGGGAGUGUCUGGCCGGUAGUUUUGUAAAAUAAAACGUUUACCCUUACAAGAGGACCUCCGGCAGCAUAGAUCGCAAUGCAGCGUGGGUAUUGUAGUGCUCAGUCAGACUUGACAAGGCUUUGAGUAUGUAGUCCUAAAGGGGUUCUGUUUGAACUCCAGUCUGAUGCUGUGGAUGUGAGAUGACAGGGAGGGGAGGGUGGCUGCAGGUCUGGUCCCAACAUCCCUCUUUGCUCCACUCCUGGUGAGCUUUCAGAGGAACACCUAGUUAGGGAGGCGGAAGCAUGUUUACAGAGCAGAGCUACAAUAGGAGCACCACCUGUCAAUCAGACAGCAAGCGCUACCACUGAGUUAAGCAGCCAAUGAGUUAGCGGGAGGACCCUAGGCCCUUCCCCAGAGCCUCCUUACUCUACCAUGCACACGCAAUAGCCCCCUGACUCUAUGGAGGAUGUCUAGACUCUAGAUGCUGUGAAACUCUGAUUUUAAAAUGUACUUGUUUGAAUUAAUUGUAAUGUAAUAUAUUAUUUGUUGAAUGUAGUAAUUAGGUAUUUAUGAAUAUAUUGCUGUAAUUUCAGACAAAAAAUUAAAUAAAAUAUUUGAAAAAUGUA
This is a messenger RNA of Oncorhynchus nerka (sockeye salmon), 9468 nucleotides long. Its product is annotated as genetic suppressor element 1-like. Lineage: Eukaryota; Metazoa; Chordata; Actinopteri; Salmoniformes; Salmonidae. The record is from RefSeq and is a predicted model, not a curated record.